Messenger RNA from Trichosurus vulpecula (common brushtail), 2344 nucleotides. Its product is annotated as guanylate-binding protein 6-like. Gene Ontology annotation, molecular function: GTPase activity; GTP binding. The record is from RefSeq and is a predicted model, not a curated record. NCBI's taxonomy places the organism in Eukaryota, Metazoa, Chordata, Mammalia, Diprotodontia, Phalangeridae. The transcript has 10 exons. Bases 618 to 2261 code for a protein of 547 amino acids. Gene Ontology annotation, biological process: defense response to Gram-positive bacterium; defense response to protozoan.
UGGAGAUAAUCAUUAGAGGAAAGGCACUAGCAUUGAAGGGAUCCAGAAAAGUUUCUCCCUUAAGUUUAGCUGAGAACUGAAGGAAAACAGGGAAGCCAAAAGGCAGAGAUGAGGAGGGGAAGCAUUCCAGGUGGGAGAGACUGAGUCAGGUGCUGGAGUGUCCUUGAAACACUUAGAUCUUACACUGUAAUACUUGUGAACUAAAUUGUUCCACAACAAAUACCUUUGUGACAUGGAGACCCAAAUGCUCUAGCAUUAAAAGUGUUUGCAUUUUUUAAAAGUAGAAAAAUGUCCCCUGGCUGCCUGUCUCCUAGUGGCCAUGUACUCCUAGCUUUAUAUCUGCUCAGGAUUAUUGCCUCUAGCCUACAUUAUGUUGGUCUGAGAAUGUGGCUGUCAGUUGUUCCCGUGAUCAAUCAGAGCAGCCAGAUCCCAAGAGUGAAACAUUUUCCUCAUAGUGAUUGUUCUCACAGGAUCAUCAACUGAGAGCAGGAAGGGGACAUCUAAUUCAAUCAUCUCCUUUUACAAAUGACAAAAUUAAGCCCCAGAGAGCACAACGCCCUGUGUCACACAGCUUCUCCCUUGGCUCCACCGUGCAGUCUCAUACAAAGGGCAUCUGGAUGUGGUGCGUCCCUCACCCCAGCAAACUUGACUAUACCUUGGUUCUGCUUGAUACUGAGGGCCUUGGAGAUGUGGAAAAGGGUGACUCCAAGAAUGACUCCUGGAUCUUUGCCCUGGCCAUCCUGCUCAGCAGCACUUUUGUCUACAACAGCAUGAGCACCAUCAAUCACCAGGCCUUGGAACAGAUGCAAUAUGUAACAGAGCUGACAAAGUUAAUCAAGGUCAAAUCCUCACCUAAUGCUGUUGGAGAAGACUCAGCAGAGUUUGCGGGCUUCUUCCCAGACUUUGUGUGGACUGUGCGAGAUUUUACCUUGGAGCUUAAGGUAGAUGGACACCCCAUCACUGCAGAUGAGUACCUGGAAAAUGCCUUGAAACUCAGUAAAGGCAACCAUCCCAAAGUUCAAAUGGCCAACCUUCCACGAGAGUGCAUCAGAAAAUUCUUUCCAAAAAGGAAGUGUUUCAUAUUUGACCGUCCAACAAAUGAUAAGUCACUCUUAGCCCAUCUUGAAGAUGCCCAAGAAAGCCAGCUGGAGCCUGCAUUCAAGGACCAGUCAGACAACUUCUGCUCUUACAUCUUUUCCACUGCAAAACCCAAGACCCUUAGUGGGGGCAUCAUAGUCAAUGGGAUUCGGUUGGGAAAGCUGCUGGAGACUUACGUGAAGACAAUCUCUAGUGGAGAUAUUCCCUGCCUGGAGAAUGCAGUGUUGGCCUUGGCUCAGACUGAGAACUCAGCUGCUGUGGAAAAAGCUACUGAGCAUUAUGUAGAGCGGAUGGUCCUAAAGGUGGUCUUCCCCACAGAAACCCUCCAGGACCUGCUAAGCCUACAUACAGACUGUGAGAAAGAAGCUAUCUCAGUUUUCAUGAAGCAUUCUUUCAAGGAUGACACACACAAGUUCCAAGAGGAACUGGUGAAAAUCUUAGAAUCCAAGAAGGAUGAUUUUAUACGUCAAAAUGAGGAGGAAUCAAUCAAAUAUUGUCAAACUAAGCUUGAAUACCUCUCAAAGACCCUGAUGGAAGCCAUUCCUCAAGGCACCUUCUCUGUGCCAGGGGGUUACAAGCUCUACAGGAAAGAAAAAGAAAAAAUAAUGAAUGAUUAUCACCAAGUUCCCAGGAAAGGGGUAAAGGCAGACGAGGUCCUCCAAAGGUUUCUACAGUCACUGGCCAUGACAGAAGAAUCCAUCCUGCAGACAGAUCAAGCUCUCACUGAACAAGAGAAGGCUUUAGAAGCUGAACAAGUGAAAAGAGAAGCAGCCGAGAAGGAGAAGAACUUGUUGGAACAGCAACAAAGGGAAAUGCAGGAGAAGAUGAAAGCUCAGCUGAAAACUUAUGAAGAAAACGUCAACCAAUUGACAAAGAAGAUGGAGGAGGAGAGGAUCCAGAUCCUGAGAGAACAAGAAACGAUUCUGGAAGAUAAGCUAAAGGAACAAAAGAAGCUGAUGGAGGAAGGGUUUCAUGCAAAAGCUGAAGAAAUGAAAAAUCAGAUGAAAGAACUACAAAAACAGAUUGAAGAUACUAAGAGUAGAAAGACCUCUGUGUGGUCCUCAAUUUUACAUAAUUUGGGCACUGCAUUGAUGGUCCUGUUACCUGGUGUAGGAAAAUUAUUAGGGUUCGGGAUGAACGGAUUGGCUGAAUUGGUGCAAUAACCAAAUGGGUUUAAGUUUCUCAAAAAAAGUUAAAGAAUAUAUUUGCUCCAUCUAAUAAAUCAUUGCUCUGAGACUUCCUUACA